Pocillopora verrucosa is the source of this 2307-nucleotide messenger RNA. NCBI's taxonomy places the organism in Eukaryota, Metazoa, Cnidaria, Anthozoa, Scleractinia, Pocilloporidae. The record is from RefSeq and is a predicted model, not a curated record.
AUGAGGAAAAAUUCUAAGAAUAAAAAGGAUUUCACAAUUCCUGGUGUGGCCUGUGUGUCACAGGAAGACCAGGAAAACAUGACACUGAAAGUCACUUUGCUAAGUAGUGAGUGGAAAUCAUCAACUAAUGGGGACUUGUCAACUAUCAACCAAGAGCUGGCCAUCCAGUUAGCUAAACACCCCAAUGUGGAUGUUAGUGUCUUGCUUCUAAAUUGCAGUGAAGCAGACAGGAGCAGUGCAAAAAGUCACAAUGUGAAGCUCAUUGAAGCAGAUAGAGUUCCUGGUGUUGAGCCAGUUCUUUGCCUGUUAUUUCCUCCAAGAGACCAUAAAAUAGACUGUGUCAUUGGUCAUGGAGUUCACCUUGGCCGACCAAUUGCAAUCAUCAAGAGAAAUCCAAAUUACAGUCAUUGCAAAUGGAUUCAAGUUGUUUACUCUGCUCCUGAAGAAGAUGGAAUGUACAGUAACAUUUCAAUAGGUCAAAAAAUGCAAGAAACAGAAAUACAACUCUGUAAAAUGGCUGAUCAAGUUAUCACAAUUGGACCCAAGCUGACAGAAACUUACAAGGGUUACCUUCGUCCAGUUAAGCAGGAAGAAAAAGUUUUUGACCUUACUCCAAGCAUUUUCUCUGAAUUUUUGGCAGUAGAGCAAGCCACUGAAGACAAAACAACAUUCAGUAUUCUUGUAAUUGGAACUUGUAACAGCAGUGAUGAGUUCAAUGUCAAGGGGUACGACAUAGCUGCUAAAGCAAUUGCUGAGUUGAGAGAUGAAUCCUACAAACUCAAGUUUGUCUGCACAGCUGGAGGAAAAGGAGUUAUUGUAGCAGAAAAGUUGCUCCUUGAUGACAUCAGUCGUAACCAGCUUAUUGUUCGCAGCCUUGAUGAUGGUACAGAAGUGCUGGCAAACUUAUUCUGUGAAGUGGAUCUAGCAAUAAUGCCAUCCAGAACGGAAGGUUUUGGAGUAACAGCUCUGAAAGCCUUAUCUGCUAGUCUGCCUGUACUUGUCAGUGGUAAUUCAGGACUUGGAAAAGCUCUCAAGAAAGUGCCUUUAGGCUCACAGAGUGUGGUAGACUCUGUAGAUCCCAAGGACUGGGCCAAAGAAAUCAAGCGUGUCCGUCAGAAAGAGAGAGACGUGCGACUUUCAGAGUCAAGACUUCUACGUGAAAAGUAUUUGGAGAAGUACAACUGGGAGGAGCCUUGUAGGAGUCUUGUGAUAAAGAUGAAGAACCUUGUCUUUGGUAAAGCUCUACACAGCUCUCUAGACUGUGAAGAAACAGAGAGGAAUAAACAAGGAGAGUCCAUACCAGGCGCAGCUCCAAAUGAUUCAACAAAACAUGCACAGAGAAAUGUAAAAGAAGCUUGGACAGCAGCAGAAAAAGCUCCAAACACCUCUUUAAAGAGAAAAAGAACUUAUGGGGAUGAACAAACAAAGUCUGUUCAAGUUAAAAUUCCAAUAUGGAUUGAUUGUGGGACCAUCCCAGACCCUCAUCCACGACUUGAGACAUCAGGGACAGUGGUUAUAGCCAGUCAGGGUACUCAGGCUGGUAGCGAUGGGCUGGUAGUUACUAAAACGUCAGGAGGAACGCCUCAAGACACACAGGAUAGCCAGGCAGGAAGUCAUGACUUGUUAGUCACUGGAGUUCAACAGGUUCCACUGGAGGCAGUGGAACCUGUUGCAUCGGCUGGUCAACCAUUCGCAGGAAGAACAGGAAGCGUUGAAGAAGCAGGUGCUGGAAACGAGGCUGCACCCAACGUACAAGAGGUUUUGAAUUUCAUCGCACUCAGGCACUUCAAGAAAGUUGACCCUUCUAAACCUGAGGAGUUAUAUGGCUUUCUACAAUAUUUAAAAGAAGUGCGCAAAGUUCUGGUUCUGGAAUGGAAAGUAGGAAGUUUGAUAUUGACAGCACUAUGUAGUUCAUUGGAGAUACUGGAUGCCCUGUGGUAUGACUAUUGCACAGGUCACCUGAAUGACAUGGCACAGAAAUAUCUUGUGACAAGGGACGUUCUGAAGGAGUUUGACUUGACUGAGCUGAAACUGACAACAACUAUUCAGAUGGAGGAGUACAUUGCUGCACGAAAGUUUUUUCUGCAGGGUUCAGAAAGAGCUCCAAACACUUCUUUAACGAGUAACACAACUGAUGGAAAUGAACAAACAAAGUCUGUUCAAGACACUUCAUGCCGGGUAGAUACAGGUCUCAAUCACAACCUGAUAAACUUUAGUCUCCCUCCAAAUCAAAGGCUUGACAACUUAGUAUACAACUAUAAAAUGGCCUAUUCGACCGCAUGUUUAGACAACGAUACAGUGGAUUAG